This is a messenger RNA of Menidia menidia (Atlantic silverside), 1149 nucleotides long. Lineage: Eukaryota; Metazoa; Chordata; Actinopteri; Atheriniformes; Atherinopsidae. The record is from the annotation of a GenBank genome assembly.
AUGUUUUCCCACUCAGAGUUAACACCCGCAACCAGCCUGUUCCCACACACUCGCAAUGACCCCGUGGUGACGUGGACCGUGGGCCCAGAGCCGCUGCCGUCCCGCCGUGCCUUCGCGGGUCCUGACGGGCCGAGACCUGCCGCCAUGGCUCCACUGCUUCCGCGCCUCACAUCUGUCAGACCGCCCGUUCUGGCCGCUGUCGUUCUGCUCCUGGUGUCAGUCGGCGGCGUUCGGGGCUCUCAAGGCGACAAGGAGCCGGUGUACCGGGACUGCGUGAAGCUGUGCGUCCGGACCAACUGCACCGGAGCCCGGCUGCGGGGCUUCCAGUCCGCCCAGCCGCGGUACAUGGCGCUGACAGGUGGGUCAGGUUGGACGUGUCGGGAUGACUGUCGGUACCAGUGCAUGUGGACCACCGUGGACCUCUACCAGGCCGAGGGCUACAGGAUCCCACAGUUCCAUGGCAAAUGGCCGUUUGCGCGCUUCCUGUGCUUCGAGGAGCCAGCAUCCGCGCUGGCGUCACUGCUCAAUGGCCUGGCCUGCCUUCUCAUGCUGCUGCGCUACCGGAGCACCGUGCCACGCCAGAGCCCCAUGUACCACACCAUCAACGCCUUUUCUCUGGUGUCUUUGAAUGCGUGGUUGUGGUCUACAGUCUUUCACACGAGGGACACCUAUCUCACAGAGAAAAUGGACUAUUUCUGUGCAACAGCUGUCAUUCUUUACUCAAUCUACCUGUGUUGUGUCAGAACUUUGGGCCUGAGGCGACCUGGGGUUUCCAGCAUGGUGGGAGUCCUCCUCAUCUUGGUCUUUACAUCGCAUGUGUCCUACCUGACCUUUGUCAGCUUUGACUACGGCUACAACAUGGCAGCCAACGUCACCAUCGGCAUGGUGAACCUCCUGUGGUGGCUGUGUUGGUGCUGGCAGAACCGCCGGACCCUCCCGUACUGGUGGAAGUGUGGGCUGGUGGUGCUGCUGCUCCACGGCCUGGCCCUGCUGGAGCUGCUGGACUUCCCCCCCAUGCUCUGGGUCCUGGAUGCUCAUGCCGUCUGGCACCUCAGCACCGUCCCAGUGCACUUCCUUUUCUACAGUUUCCUGAUAGAUGACAGCCUCUACUUAUUAAAUACAGAGAAGAUGGGUGUUAAAGUCGAGUAG